UCAGAGACCCCCAGCUGCUCUUUGUACUGUACCCCAAGCAUCAUGCGUGAAAUUGUGCAUCUGCAAAUCGGACAAUGUGGAAACCAGAUCGGCUCGAAGUUUUGGGAAGUGAUCAGUGAAGAACAUGGGCUCAAUGCAACAGGCAACUAUGUGGGAGACAGCAGCCUCCAGCUGGAGCGGGCCAAUGUCUACUUCAGUGAGGCAUAUGGUGGAAAAUAUGUACCCAGAGCCCUGCUUGUGGACCUGGAGCCUGGCACCAUGGACAGUGUGAGGGGAAGCCGAAUCGGAGCCCUUUUUAGGCCUGACAAUUUCAUCCAUGGAAACUCAGGAGCAGGCAAUAACUGGGCGAAGGGCCACUACACAGAGGGAGCGGAGCUGGUGGAGCAGGUGAUUGACAGAGUGAGGAAUGAGAGCGAAAGCUGCGAUUGCCUGCAGGGCUUCCAGUUGGUUCACUCAUUAGGGGGGGGUACCGGCUCCGGCAUGGGAACCCUCAUCAUCAACAAGAUCCGGGAGGAGUACCCUGACCGCAUCAUGAACACCUUCAGCGUCAUGCCGUCCCCUAAAGUCUCUGACACGGUGGUGGAGCCGUACAAUGCUACCCUGUCGGUCCACCAACUCCUGGAGAACACAGACGAGACCUUCUGCCUCGACAACGAGGCCCUCUACGACAUCUGUUUCCGUACGCUGAAACUGACCACACCCACUUACGGGGACCUCAACCACCUGGUCUCUUUGACCAUGAGCGGGGUCACGACCUCCCUGAGAUUCCCUGGGCAGCUCAACGCGGACCUGAGGAAGCUGGCUGUCAACAUGGUGCCUUUCCCUCGCCUCCACUUCUUCAUGCCAGGCUUUGCUCCCCUGACGGCCCGGGGCAGCCAACAGUACAGAGCCGUCUCGGUGACUGAGCUCACGCACCAAAUGUUUGAUGCCCGCAACAUGAUGGUGGCAUGCGACCCAAGGCGAGGGCGCUACCUUACAGUUGCAGGUAUCUUCCGUGGUAAAAUGUCCACCAAAGAAGUAGAUGAACAAAUGCUCGCAAUCCAGCAGAAAAACACCAACUAUUUUGUGGACUGGAUCCCACAUAAUGUCAAGGUUGCCGUGUGUGACAUCCCACCCCGAGGCCUCAAAAUGGCUUCAACCUUUAUUGGCAAUAACACUGCCAUCCAGGAGAUAUUCCGCCGUGUGGGCGAGCAGUUCUCCUUGAUGUUCAGACGGAAAGCCUUUCUUCACUGGUACACGGGGGAAGGUAUGGAUGAGAUGGAGUUCACUGAGGCAGAGAUGAACCUCAACGACCUGGUGUCAGAGUACCAGCAGUAUCAAGAUGCCACUGCAGAUCAAGAUUCAGAAGCAGAAUGUGAAGAGGAGGAGGGACCCUCAUCAUCAGUGACAACUAAAGUGACGGAAACAGUCAAAGGAGCUGUAGAUGAAUAGAAAACACCUUGAUGCAAGGAUGUGGAAAUUGGUAUUGUCUGAAAAAUUAACUAUUUAAGUUUAAUUGAUGGUUGGUUGGUCAGUUGGUUGGAUUAGAUGUCCUUUAUUUGCUGAAAUGUGCUUGGAAAUAUUCACAUUAUAGUGCUUAUCAUGUUUUAUGUAUUUUUUAAAUGUUUGUAUGGUUAUACAUUUGUUUUUGAGGAUAAUCUUUUGUUUUACAGAAAAUAUUUGUAAAUCAUGAACAUCGUUGCAUGUAUGUAUGAAAAAUGUUAUGUUAUGACGCCGCUAUAUAAUCUACUUCCAAAAAAAUGUAUGUGAUGAUUGUCAUUUGUUUUCCUGACCUGCAGUAAAUGUUGCAUUGAGUGAUGAUGUGUACAUGAUUAUGAUAGUAAAUUAAAAACAGCAAAACC
Limanda limanda (common dab) is the source of this 1841-nucleotide messenger RNA. RefSeq names its product tubulin, beta 1 class VI (gene tubb1). Gene Ontology annotation, molecular function: GTPase activity; structural constituent of cytoskeleton; GTP binding. Lineage: Eukaryota; Metazoa; Chordata; Actinopteri; Pleuronectiformes; Pleuronectidae. The transcript has 4 exons. Gene Ontology annotation, biological process: mitotic cell cycle; microtubule cytoskeleton organization. The record is from RefSeq and is a predicted model, not a curated record. Gene Ontology annotation, cellular component: microtubule; cytoplasm. Bases 43 to 1431 code for a protein of 462 amino acids.